This is a messenger RNA of Solea senegalensis (Senegalese sole), 6290 nucleotides long. RefSeq names its product nucleoporin 98 and 96 precursor (gene nup98). The coding region runs from base 209 to 5752 and encodes 1847 amino acids. Gene Ontology annotation, cellular component: nuclear pore cytoplasmic filaments; nuclear pore. The record is from RefSeq and is a predicted model, not a curated record. Gene Ontology annotation, biological process: protein import into nucleus; RNA export from nucleus; post-transcriptional tethering of RNA polymerase II gene DNA at nuclear periphery. NCBI's taxonomy places the organism in Eukaryota, Metazoa, Chordata, Actinopteri, Pleuronectiformes, Soleidae. The transcript has 35 exons. Gene Ontology annotation, molecular function: structural constituent of nuclear pore.
GGACGUAAGACCGUGCGUAGCGACGUCCUCGAGUUUUCCCUCCUCGCUGACUCGAGGCUCAGACUUCGUGGAUGUUUACGUGGAAAACCCCUCAUAAUUUGUACACAUUUCGACUCCGAGUCUCCUAACAUUCCACGAAGAGUCGAGGAACGGAGCGAGUGAUAUAGUUGAAGGCAGAAGUCGUGUGACGUCCUGCUUGCAGGGCAACAUGUUCAACAAGUCAUUUGGGACACCGUUCAGUGGAGGGACGGGCGGCUUCGGCAACACGUCCACCUUCGGACAGCAAAACGCCGGCUUUGGGACGACCGGAGGCUUUGGAGCGGCCGGAGGCUUCGGGGCAACUGCCAACACCGGAGGACUGUUCGGUACCACACAGAAUAAACCAGGUGGUCUGUUCGGGUCCAAUACCUUCAGCCAGCCGGCAACUUCCUCCACCAGCACGGGCUUUGGUUUUGGUGCGGCGAGCGGUACGUCCACCAGUCUAUUUGGAAACACUGGAACUGGCACAACCGGCGGACUCUUCUCCCAGACCAACAAUGCCUUCGGCGCCAACAAACCCACGUCUUUUGGAAGCUUCGGGACGAGCACCAGCAGUGGCGGGGGCUUAUUUGGGGCGACCAACACCGCCUCUAACCCGUUUGGCGGGACAAACUCCCUGUUCGGGGGCUCUGGGUUCUCGCAGGCCGCACAGCAGCCGGGAACAACCGUUAAAUUCAACCCUCCAACAGGAAGUGACACGAUGGUGAAAGCCGGCGUGACCACGAGCAUCAACACCAAGCACCAGUGCAUCACAGCCAUGAAGGAGUACGAGAACAAAUCACUGGAGGAGUUGAGACUGGAGGACUACCAGGCAGGAAGGAAGGGCCCAACCAAUCCGAUGGCACCUGCCACCGGCGGCUUGUUUGGUACAGCCACAGCCACGUCCAGCGCCACCCCGGGCCUGUUUGGUGCCACAGCCCCAAACACCAGCUUCUCCUUCGGACAGAACCAGAAGACCACGUUUGGAGCAGCGCCGGCCACAGGCUUUGGAAACGCGACAGGCAGCAUGUUCGGACAGCAGAGUCAGCAACAAGCCGGCAGCUUCUUCAAGCCGUUUGGUCAGACCACCACCGCCCAGAACACCGGCUUCUCCUUCGGCAACACCAACACCAUGGGCCAGGCCAACACCAGCAGCAUGGGUCUGUUUGGAAACACGGCAGCAUCUCAGGCAGGCGGCUUGUUUGGCGCAGCGCAGACCGCCAGCACUGCCACUGGCUUUGGCACCGGCACCGGACUGUUCGGACAAACCAACCCCGGGUUUGGAACCGCUGGCACACAGCCAAGUUUAUUUGGGAAUAAGACGGCCGGGUUUGGCACCACCACCACCAGCGCUCCGUCCUUCGGCACCGGCGCUGGGCUCUUUGGAACAAACAAACCCGCACUGACACUGGGAACCGGCACCAACACCUCCACCUUUGGUUUUGGCGCGGCCGCUGCUGGAGGGAGUCUGUUUGGGAAUAAGCCGGCCACUGGAGGACUGGGAACCGGACUGGGAACCAGCUUUGGAACAGCAGUGGGCACCGGGCAAACGUCUCUGUUCGGAAACAACCAGAACAAACUGGGCACGACUCUCGGCGGCAUCGGAGCAUUCGGAACGGCCGGAUUCAACACCGGAACCAGCAGCCUGGGCUUCGGGGCUCCGCAGCAGCCCGUCGCUCUCACAGAUCCAAACGCAGCGGCUGCCCAGCAGGCAGCGCUCCAGCAGCAGCUCAGCGUUCUGGCUUAUUCACCGUAUGGUGACUCGCCACUCUUCAGAAACCCACUGUCAGACCCCAAAAAGAAAGAGGAGCGUCUGAAACCAACCAACCCCUCGGCCCAGAAGGCUCUGACCACGCCCACACACUACAGGCUGACCCCGCGACCUGCGACCAGAGUCCGCCCCAAGUCACUGUCAUCGUCCAGCUCUUCAAAGUCGCAGUUGUUUGACGGUUUGGACGACGAUGAGCCGUCACUCACCAACGGAGCCUUCGUACCGAGGAAAAGCAUCAAGAAGCUGGUGCUGAAGAACCUGAACAGCAGUCAAUACAACAGUCAGACUGAGACGGAGACAGAUGACCUGGCUUCACCAUCAGAGUAUCCACAGAAUGGCCACAGCCUUGUGCAGGAAGAGGAGGAGCUUAGGGAGCUGGCAAGCUCCAGAGGUGGCCGAGGGGACGACCACGAGGUCACCCAGUUCUAUGUAAACCCCAUCGCCAAGCCCAUCCCACAGGGCCGUACACAGAGCAGCCUGCAGGACACCAUUAGUGACCUCAACAUGCACAAAGCAGCCAGGAACGGUCUGGAGCUGAGCAGUGACGACGUGUCGGCUUCUCUGGGGGAGGAGUCUCUGCAGGAGGACAGAGAGGAGGAGCAGCAGGAGGCGCAGCAGUCUCCUCACCCUGCAGGCGUCGUCCUCAACCGUCUGGGUUAUUACACCAUCCCCUCCAUGAAGGAUCUGGCCGACAUGGUAGAUGAGAGCGGCGAGUGCGCGGUGGAGAACUUCACCGUCGGCAGGAAAGGUUACGGCUCCAUCUUCUUCCCCGGCGAGGUGAACGUCACGGGCCUCAACCUGGACGAGAUCGUCUUUUUCAGACGCAAGGAGGUCAUCGUGUACCCGGACGACAAGAACAAGCCUCCUGAGGGGGAGGGGCUGAACAGGCGCGCAGAGGUGACCUUGGACGGCGUUUGGCCGAACGACAAGACGUCGUGCACGCAGAUCAGGAGCCCGGAGCGUCUGUCCGACAUGAACUAUGAAGGCCGCCUGGAAAAAGCCUCGCGGAAACAGGGCGCGCGUUUCCUGGAGUACAGACCUGAGACGGGAUCCUGGGUGUUUGAGGUGGCCCACUUUUCCAAAUAUGGCCUCCAGGACUCUGACGAGGAUGAGGAUAUUCCGCUCAAAACCGACCCCAAGAAGCUCAAGACCAUGAUGUCACUUCCUCCCUCCAAGCUGCAGCAGCAACUCUCCCCCAGCCAGCAGCAGGUGGCACCACAGGCUCAGUCCACUGUUGCUGUGGAUGCCCCUGGGGCCGUGGUCGAGCUGGACAGCGACAUGGCCGACAUCACACAGAGCUUCCCGCCAGAGAGGCUGCUCGGAAGGAAGGAGAACGGCGGCAACCUGCCGGUGGGCGAGCUGUCAGACACGAUGAGCGAGAAACUCGGAGGUUGGAUCUCUGCCGAGCACGACGGCAUCUCGGCGUCUGGCCACAUGGCGACGGCGCUGGGCAUCAACCCACACACCCUGCAGAUCAUGAAGGCGUCUCUGUUCGUUGUGGACGAGGAGGAGAGCGACAUGUUUCAGGACCGAGGAGCAGUGAAGGUCACUGCCGACGUCUCGUCUCCUCGCCUCGUGAAGCCGGGAGCUCAGAGCCGACCCUCUGUGGGUGGUCUUCUUCAGGCUCGUUUUACCUCGGGCCUCCUCUCUCAGCUCCCAGACUCCCCCCGCCCUCCUCACCCUCCUUCUCUCUCCCGAGCGUCGCCAGUGUUUGGUGACACCCCCCGCCCUCUGCACUGGCCAGGGCCGGCCCCUUCCUUCCUGCUGCCGCCUAGGACUCCAGAGCCGUCCAUCAGGACCAUCGGCGCACGGCGUCUCGGCGGCCCCGUCCCCCUCAAGGAGUCCAUCGUCUCAGGGAAGGGAGGUUUGUUGAUGGACACCGGACUCUUCAUGGGGCGGACCUUUCGGGUCGGGUGGGGACCCGGCUGGACGCUGGCGCACUGCGGCGAGCGGCUGAGCUCACGGACUUCCAAACAGCUGGAGCGCCAAGAGCUGACCACCAGGACGGACUUCAGCUUCCUGCCGAAACCUGCCAGAAACAAACCUCUCACUCAGAGUCCGUACAAGGUGGUUCUGGAGCAGCUGGAGGGUCUGGAGCCUCCGAUGAUGAAGACGAGCGAGGAGGAGGACGAUGAGGACAGUCAGGCUGUGCUGCAGCGCCCCCUGGAGAUCUGUCUGGAGCACAGCACCAUCAGCACCGCAGACGAGUCCGCCUGUCCGCUGGUGCGACCGCAGCCUGGUGUGGCGGCGCUGCACGAGUACGCCAAGUGGAUCACGGAGCUGAACGAGCAGCAGGGGGAGGCAGACGCUCUGCUGGGUCACUGGGCCGAGGUCUGGACUCUGUGUGAGGCGCUGUGGGGUCAGGUCGGUCCCGAUCAGGAGGCCGACCUCGAGACGCCCAGCGACUACAAGCAGCAGCUGGAAAGGCGGCAGACCUUCUCAGCGUGGCUGUCGCGCGGCGCCACCUGCAGGGUUGAGGAGGAAGUGUCUGUGACGGGCAAGGGCGGCCAUACGGAGGCGAUCUUCAGCUACCUGACUGGAAACCGCAUCAGCGAGGCAUGUCGGCUCGCACAGAAAGAAGGUGACCACCGUCUGUCCCUGCUGCUGUCUCAAGCCAUGGGCUCCCAGUAUUGCCGUGAGCUGCUGGCGCUGCAGCUCGCCGACUGGAAUCGCAUGCAGACGGACUGCUACCUGCCCGAGGAGCGACUGCGCAUCUUCACGCUGCUCGCGGGAAAACCGGUGUGGCAGUCGUCAGACGACUCUGUGGUGAACGUUUGCUCUCAGCUGGACUGGAAACGCUGCGUCGCCGUUCACCUGUGGUACAUGCUGCCUCCCACCGCCUCCGUGGCCGACGCCCUCGUCAAAUAUGAAGCUGCGUUCCAGGGCUCUGGUGAGGGAGGGAGGUACGCGUAUGCCCCGCUACCUCCCUACCUGGAGGCGGAGACAGAGGAGAUGGAGGAAGAGGAGGCAGAGUCCAGACAGCCACUGUACGACGUGUGCUUCCACCUGCUCAAACUCUACAGUGACAGACACUACAGCCUGCAGCAGCUGCUCGAUCCUCUCGCCGUUACCUGGGAGCGGCUGGACUAUCGCCUGAGCUGGCACCUGUGGAGCGUCCUGCAGGCGCUGCACUACACUCACCUGAGCGCCUCGCGGCAGGGACUGCUCCACGCCAGCUACGCUGCUCAGCUGGAGAGCACUGGACUGUGGCACAUGGCCAUCUUCAUCCUGCUGCACAUCCCCGACCACACUCAGCGGGAGCGAGCAGUGCGGGACAUGUUGACCCUCCACUGCCCCCUGCAGGAGACGGACGAAUCUGCGCAGAGGGAGCGCUUCCUGACCGAGAGGCUGCUGGUCCCAGAGCAGUGGAUCCACGAGGCCAAGGCCACCAGAGCCCGCCGCGACGGGGACAGACACCAGGAGGCACUGCACCUGUACCGUGCUGGAUUCUGGAACCAGUGUCACCGGCUGCUGAUCCAACACCUGGCCUCAGAUUGCAUCAUCAACGACAAUCACGACUACCUGCUGGAGUUUGUGGAGGGACUGUCGGUCCCUGAACACAGCGCCACCAUCCAGGACUGGGACACUGCAGGAAGAGUUUACCUGGAUUAUAUCAGAGUCAUCAAGACACUGCAGGACAUACAACAGAUGGUAAACUCUGGUUAUGAAGUAGAGCGUCUCUACACAGACGUGACGUCUCUGUGUGGCAGAAUUGAACUCCUGCCCUGCAGCACCGCCAGAGACCGCCUCGCCCAAUCAGAAAUGGCGAAGCGUGUUGCUAACAUCCUGCGUGUGGUCCUGAGUCUCCAGCACGGUGACAGCACGGCGUCCGACUCUACCGCAGUGCCGCUCAACCAACUGGCGCCGCAUGUCACCCGCCUGCCGAUGCCUGAGGAUUACACGCUGGAGGAGCUGAGAGGACUCACGCAGUCGUACCUGAGGCAGCUCGUCGUCGGCCAAUGAGAGCACAGGAUGCUGGCGAGAGAGAGACGUUUUGCUGCAGAGACGCAGCAGAAAGAUAGAGGCAGGGCCGUUUCUGCGAAAUGACUACGAAGCUGCAACGUUUUCAGGGAAGAAUUUCAAAACGUAAAUGAUGCAAAGAGGCCAACAAACGUCGACUGUCUUUGUCGUUGACCAUAUUUUUUUGUGUGUUUACGUCAUGAACGGUCAACUCCCUGGUUUGACCUCUGACCCCAAAUAAAGUGCGGCGUCCUAUUUGACCUCUGACCUCAGAGAUGGGAGUUUGUGAAUAUUAAUGACGACUCGGAAGUGAAAACGUGUAAAAUGUGCGAGGAUCUAUUUUUGUAGAUUUUUCUGUUUGAAUGUAAAGUGUGACGUCACCAGAUUAACAACAACCCAGGUUUUUCUUUGUUUUUCACAGCACUUGAUUUUCUUCAUAAGUGAGCAGCCGACAACGAUGGCUAGUUUUUAUUCUCCACAUUUGAUUCUUAAUAAAACCUUCACUGAUUCACCGGAACACUCAUUCAUGGAUCAAUAGUCA